Xyrichtys novacula (pearly razorfish) is the source of this 1770-nucleotide messenger RNA. The record is from the annotation of a GenBank genome assembly. Lineage: Eukaryota; Metazoa; Chordata; Actinopteri; Labriformes; Labridae.
ACUAUGUCAUAUUCAGGCUCUGGUGAUGGUGUGUUUAGCUUUCUUUCAAGUGCCUCCCCAGAACCCGUACUCUGAGACCCUCCUGUUAGCUCUAAGAGCUGAAUUACAGUGGUCUUCAUCUUUGAAUCAACUUGGACAACUUCUAACAAGGAUAAUCCAUCACUUCAGUCACUGGAAUUACUGUGUCACAGGUGCAGACAGGUGACUGUGUUUAAUGGAAAUUGGACAGAAAAUUUGCCUUCUGAGAUUUAUUGACUUUGAUCAUCACGAAAAUGUUAAUCAACAUGCAAAUCAGCUCCUGCUGCCAUCGACUGUUUUGACAUCUUUGUAUAAACAUCCUAUUCCACACCCUUAUGCAAUCGGGAGUUUGAUAUGAUAUCUGGAACAGAAACAGGUGAUCAGCAGUCAGUCAGUUUGGGGAUUUGAGAAGACGGUCACCUGAAGAGUCUGCAGACCAGGUGGGAACUUACAUUCACGACUUCAUGAUUCUGUUUGGUGUUCUGGUUUCUGACUGUAGUUUAGUUUGAGUUAUAGAAAGUUUGUUUAUUAUAUUCUGUAGUGUUUGUAUUAGAAGAACAGAUUUGAUUUAAAGUAAGUGUCCUUUGUUUUCGUCAGGUGUCCAUCUUCGAAGAUAAAAAAUGUGGACCAACUCCUCAUCCAUCCACAAUUCCUCUCUUAAUUCGUCAGGCAACGAUUGCACAAUUGAUUUAGCUUUCCAAAGUUCUAUUGCAGCCUUCAGCCUUCUCAAAAUGGCCCUCAUCACCCCUCUUAGCUUCAUCAUCCUCUAUCUGGCUUACCAAAGGUGGAAGCAGCAGGGUUCCUGGACAGCUGAGAGCCACUGUGACGUCUUCACCUACCACCUGGCUGUCAUGGAGUUGUUCACCAUUUUAGGGACAACUGCGACACUUCUGGGCUAUUUCAGCAGGUUCAAAAUCAUGGUACAAGUUGGCAUGAACUUUGAUGCUGUCCCUUACAGCGGAGAAACCCUUUUUCACGACCUGACCUGUGUGGAGCGAUACCUGGCUGUUGUUCAUCCUCUUACCUACAGGGGGCUGAAGACUGCUCGUGGGGUCAGGAUCAGGAAUGUCAUUAUUGGAUGUGUUUGGUUGCUCUCUUUCGGGUGGAUGGUAAAUGUGGGUGUACUAAAUGAUCGCACAACCCUUAUCUUAAUUUUGUGCAUGAUGGUCAGCUCUUUGGUCGUCAUUUCUUUCUGCAGCUUGUCCGUUCUCUGCGCUCUGAUUCGCUCCAAGCCUGGGGAUGAAGGGCGGGGCAAAGAGAGAGUUGACAAAUCAAAGCAAAAGGCAUUUUUCACCAUUACGGUUAUUUUGGGAGUGCUUUGGUUGGGGAUCCUGGGCUUCAUUGUUGCCCUUUUCAUAAACACCUUACCUUUAUUGAACACAAAUCUUCAGUGUAUGGUGUUAGCAUUUUCUUCCCUCUUUAAUCUGCCUAAUACUUUAGUGUUACCUCUGCUGUAUCUACACAGGACGGGGAAACUGUCAUUUUGCCUUCAGACUGGCGGACGAGGUUGAGCAACAUCAACCAUCGGCUAAUGUCAAAACAGACUCUUCUAACUGUUUAAGCCUGCCUUUUCCCUCUGCUUCCUCUGUAAACUACGACUCACCUCCACCUGAACUCCUGCUUUUCAUGUUGUAUCUGAUUUUACCAGCGUUGUAUGUAUUGCUACCAAGUGUCCCCAGUAGCCAAAUGCGAAUUGAGUGAUGUUCAAAAUAAAGUCGAUGUAACACAGAGGUCAACAUGACCCUGUCCCGG